Solea senegalensis (Senegalese sole) is the source of this 7085-nucleotide messenger RNA. It is a transcript of the gene gabrzb, whose product is annotated as gamma-aminobutyric acid receptor subunit pi. The record is from RefSeq and is a predicted model, not a curated record. Gene Ontology annotation, cellular component: GABA-A receptor complex; neuron projection; synapse. Bases 2656 to 4038 code for a protein of 460 amino acids. Gene Ontology annotation, biological process: monoatomic ion transmembrane transport; regulation of membrane potential; nervous system process. Gene Ontology annotation, molecular function: neurotransmitter receptor activity; extracellular ligand-gated monoatomic ion channel activity; GABA-A receptor activity. The transcript has 13 exons. Lineage: Eukaryota; Metazoa; Chordata; Actinopteri; Pleuronectiformes; Soleidae.
UGAGAUGCGUGGAGUCCGUCCGCUGCCUCCAUCCUUCAUUAAACGGUAAGCUGACUGCAGAGCGUCACCGUCUGUGCAGGAGACACACAGUGUUUGUUACACAGUUUUAUACAGCUUUAAGUACCCAACUAUCAAUGACGACAUGACGGACCCUGUUGCGUCGUCGCCUUGGUGAGAUAAUGCUGAAUAUCCGUCUCCAUGUUUCCCGAUAACACAAAUGCUACAACUGGACUGUCCCUGCAUCAGUGUUGUGGUUUGUAGGUAGAGAGUGUCACCAUGGUUACCAGGCACCCAAGGGAUCCCAACUACGUUCCUGCCUUCAGGCUCCGCCCCUUGAAUUUCCACACCUGCUGUGAUUUGUUUACCUGCCCCUGGGUUUCCUGCUUGUAAACCCCAUAUAUUAGCAGGAUUCUCUGGGCUCUGCAGCAUAGAUGACCUGAGAAACAAUCCUGAAGACUAACAAGUGGCCCAGCAUAUGGUAUAUUGUAGACAAAUGCAUCCUUCAGAAUGAUCCCUUCUGGAUUUAUGUCUGUCAGGUUGCAUCUGGGUGAAGGAAACACAUGUAGCUGCUGCAUGUCAUCACUGACAAAACAAGGUGUCCAUCCUUCCUUCCUUCCUUCCUUCCUUCCUUGGUGCCGAGGAGGAGCAGACUGUGUUUCGGAGGGUUGGAUCAAAAGCAGUAGGACCCUCGAUGCUAUUUAAAGUGUCUGCAACAUCGCUGAACUUGGGUAACCAUGGUAGCCAUCCGGUAUGUUUUCUCCCCCGUAUUCCCAUACUUUUAGACAGACAGACUACACAAUGACACACUGACACUGAAAUGCAUUGGCUGACUGAGCGAUGUGACAGUGCAUAGAUGGACUGUGCAACGCUGCUAAAGUUCACAUCACUAUCAAAUUAUGAAAGCAAUGUCUCUUUGAUGAAGAGUAAAAGUGUUUGCCUGAAGAAGACUCUAUGGUGCUGUAGAAGGCAAUUUAGUAUUUUGUAUGAAUUAUGAUUUUCUCUAAUAGUUUCUCACUUGCUUCUUGGCCACAACAGAUUGGCUGUAGCCUCAGGAUGGGUCAAAAAUAACAUCGGGGAAACACAGUGGCCUUUACUACAAUGUUUAUUAAAAACUGAUCCCCUUUAAAUUCAAUAACAGGAAAGUGAGUACUUUCCCAAGCCUCCUGCAUGUCAUUGCAUUUAUGCAAUAUUGUGUUAUUAUUAUUUUUUACAUGUUACCGUCUCCAUCUGAACUGUAGAUGAUCUUAUUGGGCAGAGGUUUUGUGGACAUUUUUUUUUUCAAAGACAGACCAGCACUGUGAUAUAAACAUGUGGAUUAAUAUGAUCACGUGGAAAGCCCAAAUAUCCGUCAAACAUUUAGAUUCUGCAUUACCUGUUUGUAGUUGAAGCCACAGGCAAAAAGUUAGCAUUAAAAAAGUUUUGUUUUUAAAUUCAAGGCAGAUGAAAGCAGGUGUCCAUCACAUUCUGGGCUAAAAGUACAUCGUUCCCUGUCAGAUUUUUAUCAGCUGCAGCAUAAAAAUAGCUGAGGUGGUUUUAAAGUAUGUCUGCAGUAACUUUCUCACUCCUUUAACUGACUAACUUUAAACUUUGGAAUCGUUUUUAAAUAUGAACUAAACUUUCCUGCGUUGCAAAUUAUUGUCCAAUGAUUUUGUGUGGGAUUGUAUUCUGUUAAUCCAACAAUAUCGCAAGCCCACUAACAUGUUGUGAAGAGCAGAGUGAGACGUGAAACCUCUGUCAUCACAUGCCCUUAAGGAUGAUCCCAGUAUUUUCUUCUUUUUUUAUGGUUCAGAUGGCUUUCUUUUCACCACACUGAGUGGUGCAGAUAAUGGCAUUUCUUUCUCAAUUCACAAUCCCACUUGAGGGAAAUACUACGGCUACAGAUGGACGCUUUUGGAAAUCUUUCCCCUGUGAGCCAAGAUGUCAAGUUCAACCAUAUGCAGGCUCCUCUUUUCUUCAUUUACUCUCCCUAAUGAAAUCUCUCUCUCGCUCUCUCGUUCAUAAUUCUGCUGAAUGGAUUCUUUUGAGGAGCCUGAAGGGUGUGAGUGUUCUGAGCCAUGUAUGACUCUAUAAAAAGACUGCUCCUUCCCUUUUCACAACACACUUCUCUUGCUGCCCAAGUGCUGACAGUUCCAUCCAGUGACCCACACUAGUUUAAAGUGUGAAGGUCAUGCUGUCAACUGUUGUUUCAUCCAGUGUUCCUUUGGACCGGGAUUACUGUGGUCUGCUGUCACGAUAUGUUCAGCAAUCCAAAAAAACGAGUGCAGAUUAAAAAGACGUACAAGGUCGACCCAAUGGUGGUUGUUCUAUAGCAUAAUUAUUUGAUCUCCGCACGUUACGCUUUAACCAACACGAGUUCAGUUGACUGGUUUUAGCAUUUUUGGCUCUCUCGCUCUCUCUCUCUCUCUCUCUCUCUCCAGAAUGCAAAACUUGUGCUGAAGCUGAAACCCCACAGAUCCUGGGGGCUCAGAUCCCAGCUGGAUGUGUAUGAUGUUGUGUAGCGACAGUGGCGACACCUCCUGUGAACAGGCAGCUUGUCUGCUGCUUACAGCUGAUGCAAAGACACCAUGCUGGAAACACUGCUGGCGAUGGCACCACAUUAACACCACCAAGUACACAAUAUAAACUCCACCUAGUGUCUCCAAUCCUCCUGCAGCCAUGGCUGUGUCUGCAUCUGGACGGACCGUGUUCACCAUCCUCCUCAUUAGCAGGUUGUUAGAGGGUUCUUUGCUGAAUGCAGAAAUGAAGGAGGGAGAGAUUCUGCCUCCCACCAUUCAGAGGCUGAUGAAGGGAUACAACAAGUACCUCCGGCCUUUCUUUGACGACGGUCCGGUAACCGUGGGCAUGAGCUUGGACAUCGCCAGCAUUGACACAAUCUCGGAGAUCAACAUGGACUACACCGCAACCAUAUUCCUCCGCCAGCGCUGGACCGACGAGCGAUUGGUAUUUGAAGGCAAUAAAAGCCUCAGUCUUGACGGGCGGCUCGUUGAGCUCCUCUGGGUCCCCGACACCUUUAUCGUGGACUCCAAGAAGUCCUUCCUCCAUGACAUCACAGUUGAGAACCGACUGAUCCGUAUCUUCCCCAAUGGGACCGUUCUUUAUGCUCUGAGGAUUACGACCACCGUGGCCUGCAACAUGGAUCUGACCAAGUAUCCCAUGGACAAGCAGACCUGUACACUGCAACUGGAGAGCUGGGGUUACAAUAUUAAUGAUGUUAUGUUCUACUGGACCAGAGGAAACGAGUCUGUCAGUGGUUUGGACACUUUACAGCUGGCUCAGUAUACAGUGGAAGACCAUUACACUUCUGUCUCAGAGGCCGUCUAUGAAACAGGCAAUUACCCCAGGUUGGUCUUCCACUUUGAGUUGAAGAGGAGCAUUCUCUACUUCAUCCUGGAGACCUAUGUUCCAUCGAGCCUGCUGGUGGUCCUCUCAUGGGUUUCCUUCUGGAUUUCUUUAUCCUCUGUUCCUGCACGUAUUUGUAUAGGUGUGACCACGGUGCUGACCAUGACCACGCUAAUGAUGGGAGCCAGGACGUCGCUGCCCAAUGCCAACUGCUUCAUCAAGGCCAUCGACGUGUACUUGGGAAUCUGCUUCAGCUUCAUUUUUGGCGCGCUCAUCGAGUACGCCGUGGCCCACUUCUGCACCCUCACACACCCCGACACGCACUUGCUCAUGUACGGUCACCGGAUGCACGACUUUGACGAUGAAAUGAACGGCAUCGUCACCACCAUCUCCAGUCACCCCAGCAGAGCCAAGAGACGCAAGGAACCCGCUGCAUCUCCUCCCCCAGCUCCUGCCGCCACAGAACUCACCGUCACUCCCUCCAGUCCCUCUGGCAGUGAGGCCAAACCUGAGGCAUCGCCUCCAGAGCCCACCAAUUGGUGCCUCAGUGCUAUGGCCAUUCUCUGCAAAGUGCUGCGCUCCAUAUACUGCUGUCAUGUGGAGAACCCGCACCACAUAGACUACUACUCCAGACUCACCUUCCCAAUGUCUUUCGUCAUGGUCAACCUGCUCUACUGGACAUACUAUCUGUACUUUUAGCAUCUGUGUCAGUGCAUGCGUCCCAUGGUGUGCCAGACGGAGAGUGUUUGUAGAAAAGAAGUGUACUUUACUGUAUGAGUCAUUUCUACGUUAAGAUUAAUAAGCAAAGUAGCUGAUAUGAUGAAAUUUACUCUAAUACGUAACCGUUUCAAAUUUCACCCACGUGGGUUUGUUUAAAACAGUGGGCGUACUUGGCUGGCAAGAUUUGUUCAAUUCUAUUACACCUUAAGAUUAAAAGAACAUCGAUUCCAAAGAAAUGCAUGGUCAGUCUGCAUCUUUUAUCAGCAAAUUUAUUUUCAAAUGUUUAAAUGCCUCAUAAUGCAGGCUGGCACAUGAGACAUGCUGUUAUCCACAGCUCUAUGGCUGACCAAAUGCAGGUUCCACCUUGUCUUAUUUUCGUUUCCAACAGUAAAUGUGUUAGGGAGUUAUGUUCAUCAAUAACGGGAUGUACCCUCAUAACCUGAAGCGUCAUAAUGACAUUGGAAUUGUCACCAGUGCUGGCUCCACAGCAAAAAGAGUGUAAUUAAACUUUCUUUUCAUAGUGUAACCAGGACAUAAUUCCCUGUUUCCCAGCCAGCUGACUAGUUAGAAUAGGAUGUGAGUUUUGGUUAUUUUAAUUGGUAUUAAAUGUGAUAAUGUAUUAAAGAGCUCGAGCUGGUUAGUCAUAGCAGCAGCAGCUUUAUAUUGUUGGGUUUUCUGUCCCUCUGGCUGCACAUUCGUCAUUCCCAUUAUCCACGGAAUACCUCAAGAACAGCUUGAGGGACUUUCGUCAGAUUAAGCACAAAUGUUCACGUUGACCACAGGAGUGAACUGUUUUGAUUGUUGUGGUCAAAGGUCAUGGUCACAGUGACCUCAAACAAAUUCCGCAUCUCCUGAACGCCUUGAGCAAAUCCCUUGACAUUUUGCACCAACAUUCAGUUGGACCUAGUGGUUAACUGCUUGGAUUUGAAAGCUCAAGGACAUAGCUCCAGAAACAGGUGUUUGGCCUCUUGGACAUUCAGUCAACAUGGCACGUCAGUGUGGUGAUGGCGCCGCGAAGGGUGAAAACUUCACUGUCAAUUAAAGUGUUGAUAGUAAAUAUUGACAUAUUUGUACAUUAUAUGUGGAUAUAAUAGGUCAGCAACACUUAUAUUAUAUGUCACUACAUUAUAGUGAAGUAUAAUACAUAUUUAUUACAGGUUUUGUUCUCACCCGUGUUUGACACUGCAGUGAUUUGAAUAUAACUGAAAUGGCCAAAAUAUUACAACACUAUUUAAACAGGGCUAUGUAUGAGUCGUUGCUAUCGCCGUAUAGUCAACGUAGCAUAGCAUUUAUUAGCUGUUUAAUAGCCAUUUUAUCAGAAAUUAUGUUUCUGUGAAUUUAAUCUCAAAAUUACUGAUAAACCUCCAGCAGUGAAAAGCAACUGAAUGUUUGUUUUUGAUUCUGUUUCUGUUGACUUUCUGUCACCUUUGCUUCUUCUUCGGGUUUGCUAUAACCACCUGGCCUGCCUCCUCGUUUUCUGGUAGAGUUGCUGUAGCAUCCAGGCUGCCCUGAGGAAGUACUGCUGCUCAAAGGGCACAUGAUGAGCUCUAGUACUGUAAAGCAAUAGAUUGAAUUUUGUGGCAGAAGCCACGAUCAGUGGAAGGCAAAACUUCUAGAAUGCAUAGAUAAGUUCAGGUGAUUGAUCUGCCGUUCAUCUAAUUUCAUCUGGGAUUGACUCCAGUGCCCUCCAAUGACUCUCAGAGGAUAAGCAUUUUAGUUGAUUGAUGAAGGGAUGGAUGGAUGGAUGGCCAAAGAUCCCAGUUUACUUUUGUCCCUCCCCUUACUUCUUCAGCUGAAAGUUUGCAAUUCUUUUUCCAAGUGGAAAUAAAGUGGAAACUACUUCAUCUGAAAUAGCGUGCACUCAAUGCCGAGCAGAACGCAACACUUGACACUUCGGGUGGAGAACAGGAUUUAGUCGAACGACAGAGAUGCAUGUUUUGUAUUGUGUUGAAUAUUGUUGUGACAUGCGCUCACUUAUUUAAACGGAAGCUGAAUUAAACAGCCCUUUUUAAUCAUCUUCAUGCCGGACACAGAAGUAUCCAUUUUCAAGAGCUACCUUUUUGACAUUUAUUGAACUUCAUCUAAGCUUAGUUGGUAUCUAUCUACGCUCCACCGCCUUUCAAGCUGUUUAUGUUAAUAACACAUUGCUUUCCAUGUUUUUUUUAUCUACUUUUAACUGUCAUCUUCUACUAAACUUCUUGACUCUUCUUGUUGCCUGCUGAUAAUGGGGAAACAAAUAGUUUCUUUCUUUAGUUUCUGUUCCUCCUGCAUGAUUAUAACUUGUAACUUUUGUUCAUUCUGCUUAGUUCGAUUUCCUUUGAUUUAACAUGACGUGAGAAUCCUGAAAAUGUUUAGCUGAGGCCAUUGAAAGGAUGAGUUUUCAUUGACGGUUGAAAGUGGUGAGCACUGAGCCGUGGGAGCAUCGAUGUGAGGGAACACAGAUUGUUUUUUUAAGAAUAGUAUCCCGGUGGUUCUAGAUUUGAUAGUUAUAAUAGGAAGACAUGAACACUACUAUGGAGCCAAAGACCCACAAGAGAGCAACCACCACGGCUGUCUCACAGGUUGGAUGCAUACAGAAUGUUUGUUGUGUUGUUGUUUUUCUAAUGGAGUUGAUCCAUACAAAAUGCUCACAAGUACCAAUUCCCCAGUGGCUCCAUGGUCACUACAUUUCUCUGAAUGAACAGUGUGGUGUUGACAUUACAGAAAGAAAACUAUUAAAUGGAACAUCGUCUGCACCGUUGCCAGGACAUUUGGAGCAACUGUGUAGCAACUUUAAUCAGAAAAAAAGGAGGAAAACAGCUACUGGUCAACUGCUCUUUCUCUUUCUGUUGUGAUGCCUCAAGGUGAUAUUGUCUUCCAACGUCACAGUUGCUUGGACAUUUUCCCGCUAAAACUACUUUUAACACGGCGUUAUGAAAGGCGUCGGUCUGCUUAACUUGUUGUAAAUAAAUGGUAACACUAUGCAUGUUAAUCUGGUGUAUGAAUAUGAAUGAUAGCAAUAAAAGAGGUGUAAAGUGUGUUGUCAA